GUUGGCAUAACAACUUCUUUUUAUUGCCACAAGACAUUAUAAAAUAGGAGGACUAGCAGCUUGGUAUUUGUGACAAAACAUAUAUUCUCCAUAUCUGGAAGUUCUAGCUAGAGAAAAUUGGUAAUGGAGGUAUACUGGAGAUGGGGCUGUCUGCGUCUGAUAAUGCUGUUUUUUUGCUGUUUUGAGUUUCAUGUUAUGGCUAGUACCAAACAUUACAUAUCGGCUAUCGGAGAUCCUGGAAUGAGAAGAGAUAAUCUAAGGGUGGCUAUUGAGUCGUGGAACCAAUGCAAUGAGGUAGGUGAAGAGGUUUCCGACAUGGGAAGUCCAAGGAUGGCAGAUUGCUUCGACAUUGACAAUACAACAUCUUCAGUCAGGUUAAUUCACAAGGUGGAUAAUGUUGAUAACAAGCUCGGAAUGUUAAAUGGGUCGUAUGGAGAAAUAAAGGCAAAAAGUAUUGAUUUAUAUGCUGCUGAGAAAGAAAUUUAUUUGGGAAAAAAAUGCCAAGUUGAAGAUGAACCAAGGCCAUGGCAAUUUUGGAUGAUAAUGCUCAAAAGUGGUAACAUGGACACAUUAGCUGCUAUAUGCCCGGAAAACGGCAAGAAAGCGAAGCCCUUCCGGCAGGAUUCUCGGUUUCCAUGCUUCGGCAAAGGUUGCAUGAACAUGCCUACGAUAUACCAUGACUAUACUAGCAUUCACGGGAAGGAUAACAAUACACUGAGGGGAAGUUUCUAUGGAACAUGGGAUUUAGACGCUAAUGUUAGAAAUGGUGUGAUUGGCAAUGACACUUCUUAUUAUAAUGUGACAUGGGUAAAAGAAAUUGGGAAAGGAAGUUGGAUUUUUCAUCAUUUUUUGAAGACAUCAUCGAGGUAUCCAUGGCUAAUGCUGUACUUAAGAUCCGAUGCCACAACAGGGUUUUCUGGUGGGUAUCAUUAUCAGACAAGGGGUAUGUCUAAAAUCGUUCCAAGGUCACCCAAUUUCAAAGUGAGAUUUACACUAAACAUAACCAAAGGAGGAGGUCCAAAAAGCCAGUUUUACCUCUUAGACAUGGGAAGUUGUUGGAAAAACAAUGGAAAGCCUUGUGAUGGGGAUGUGACCACAGAUGUUACAAGGUACAGUGAGAUGAUCAUAAACCCUAACGUCGAAGCAUGGUGCAAGCCGGACCAUCUCGAUGCCUGUCCGCCUUACCACACACUUCCGAAUGGGACUCGUAUCCAUCGAACAGAUAAGAACAACUUUCCCUACGAUGCUUACCAUAUUUAUUGCUCCCCAGGCAAUGGUGAGCACCUUGAGGAACCAUACAACUUAUGUGAUGCCUAUAGCAAUCCUCAACCACAGGAGAUAUUGCAGAUUUUACCCCAUAAAGUUUGGGGUGAUUAUGGGUAUCCUACCAAGAAGGGCGAAGGUUGGAUUGGAGAUCCAAGAACUUGGGAGCUUGAUGUUGGUAGACUAUCUCAAUCAAUUUAUUUUUACCAGGAUCCAGGCACAAAACCUGUGGAGAGACAUUGGCCAUCAAUUGAUUUGGGUGUUGAAAUAUACAUCAGAAAUGAUGAAAUAGCCGAAUGGACUGUUAGUGAUUUUGACAUAAUCAUGCCCAAAGAUUAUAUAUCAGAUUGCAAGAAGGAUAAAUUUGAUUUUCCUCUUAUGAAUUUUUCACAUCUAGCUCAUAAUGAAACUAAUUUGGUUUAUGAUCUUUUUAUCUUUGCAUCACAAGCUAAGAAGGUUUUUUAUGUAAAUGAUGAAAAACAUAAUGGUUGGAUUAUUGUCAAGCAUGCAAAACGUAGAGAUGUAUUUGAUAUGGGUGAUGAAUCAUCUUUAUAUAGAGAGCAAGAAAAUGAAGAAAUCUAUGUUGAAUUUGAUGAUACAUAUGGUACUUCAAAUUGGGUUAGAAGUGAAGUUGAUGAUAAAGGAAUGAAAGUCACAGUGGAAAUGGAAAAUAAGCAUAUAGAAGAAGAUCCUAUAGAUGAACAUAAUGGGGAAGACAUUUUUUAA
Messenger RNA from Durio zibethinus, 1989 nucleotides. NCBI's taxonomy places the organism in Eukaryota, Viridiplantae, Streptophyta, Magnoliopsida, Malvales, Malvaceae. The record is from RefSeq and is a predicted model, not a curated record.